AUGUCAUUUUUCACACAGGGCGCCUUUCAUUCAUUUGGGAUUUAUUUGGUACAAUUUGAGUAUACCCACUUCUCCAGGCACCACUACACCAUUUCUCCCAUUCAACUGUGCCUCCACGAGCGGGACUUUGAAGUGGGUAAGUCCACCACCUCCAACAUCAUAGACGAGGACAUUAUGGGUAGCCGCAAAGUCAUCAUGGAAGUGUUGCGCCACUUCAUCAACAGCGCAUGGUGUCGCUUUGAGUUUGAUGUAGCUCAGUCCUGGCUGGUGCUGAAGGGCAACCCUAUCAUCACCAUCAUCAUCAUCAUACUGGGGGAUGUGGAGAAGAGGACCAAGAAAAUGUUUGAGCUCCACAAAUACUUGAAGAGGAACACUUACCUGAAAUGGAGGGACAACCCCAUCAGCAGCAUGAGAUUCUGGAGUCACCACAGGAAGGCUGUCAUCUCAAAGACACGAUAAACUGGUUCUGCAUGUCAUCAUUUUGUGUGUCACAUGCUCAGAUAUUGAGAAGUGAGUAUUUUAAGUUCCUAACCCUUUACUUAGGUUAUACAUUUAACAUCAAUUAAUUGUAUAAUUACUUUGUUGAUACAAGAGAUUAUUCAGUGAUACAGUGCUUUAUAUCAGACUGUACUCACUGCAGUACUGCACAUAUGUACCUCAAUUUUGUAAUUUGUUGACUUAAGACAAUGUGAUUGUAAAAAGGCAUGACUGCAGCUUUUAUUAUUCUUCUCUACAUAUAUUCACGUGGUCCAACUGCAUU
Messenger RNA from Oncorhynchus mykiss (rainbow trout), 760 nucleotides. The record is from RefSeq and is a predicted model, not a curated record. NCBI's taxonomy places the organism in Eukaryota, Metazoa, Chordata, Actinopteri, Salmoniformes, Salmonidae.